This is a messenger RNA of Ixodes scapularis (black-legged tick), 2038 nucleotides long. RefSeq names its product WD repeat-containing protein 13. Gene Ontology annotation, cellular component: nucleus. The transcript has 14 exons. Lineage: Eukaryota; Metazoa; Arthropoda; Arachnida; Ixodida; Ixodidae. Bases 217 to 1638 code for a protein of 473 amino acids. The record is from RefSeq and is a predicted model, not a curated record. Gene Ontology annotation, molecular function: protein binding; promoter-specific chromatin binding.
AGGGAUGGCGCAGGGAAUCUAGGGACAUUGUUUUUCCUUCACAUUUGAUGUUAUUUAUUUUAUUUGUUUUUCUGUGUAAGCAGCACCCCUACCGGCCUGCCCCGCCUGCGCCCACUUGAACCAGUCAGAGUUCCGAGUGUAAAUAAACACUGGGUUUGUGCCGUGUCGAGGCAAGUGCGGUUUUUUUAUUUCAUCGUGUGAUCGUCUUAGGGUUGCAUGGCCACUGCGGUAUGGCAGCAAGUUUUAGCGCUGGACGCCAGAUACAAUGCCUACAGAUCGCCAAAUGAUCCCAACUUCAGAACACUCUACAUCAGGAGGCGAAGUCAGCUACUUCGGGAAUCACAGAAAGCUGAGCACGAAUGUGUGACCUUCCGCAAGCAAUACCUGCGUCUGCGGAGUCAACUCUUGGCUCAAAGAUAUGGCUUGGCUCUCGAGCAGUCAAGCAACCGCAGCAGGAGCAUGGGCGGUCGGAGCAACAGCAGGGUGACCCUCGAGACGUCCGAUUCCGCCGAGAGCCGUCUGCAAGCCAGUGGCGAGAGCUGUCGCAAAGGCCCCACUUCGAACCGGCGGCCGUCCGUAGCCGACGAAGGCCUCGUUCCGACGUACGCCGCCGACGCGAGCAGGGCCAUUGUGGGGGGAACGAGCAUCUCGGAGAACUACGCCUUUGCGGGUGUCCACCACAUCUUCGACCAGCACGGCGACGCCGUGACUUGCGUGAAGUUUGCCAACAACGAGAAGCACUUGCUGGCCUGCUGCUCGAUGGACGGUAGCCUCUCCGUCUGCCGCCUGGACCCUCCACGUGUCCUCUUCCACCUCAAGGGGCACCGCGCCGGGGUGUCUGCCUUUGAGUGGUCCCUGUCCAACGACCUGCUGGUGUCCAGCUCCCUGGACGGGACGGUCAAGCUGUGGGAUGCUACGUCCGGAGGCUGCGUCCGCACGGUGCCGGACCCCGGGGGGGCAGCCAUCUUGUCCUGCCUUUUCCAGCCAGCCAACAACAACAUGGUCGUCACCGGAAACAUCAAGGGCCUUGUGCAGGUGUUGAACGUCUCCACCGGAAUCUACCUGAAGGGUGGGAGCAGUCAGACGACGGGCUGCGUGCUCUGCAUGACCUUCGACCCCACGGGGAAGCUUCUCUGGGCGGGAGACGACAGGGGUUACAUUGUGUCCUACCUGUUCGACCUCGCCACCGGAAAGCUGACCAAGGGGAAACGCCUGCUGGUGUGGGACCAGUGCCCCAUCACGUGUCUGUCGGCCCGCCACUGGGCAAGCCGCGAGGCCAGGAACCCGUCCCUGCUUGCCAACUGCGGGCUCGCCAAUGCCCUCGUCCUGUACAGCGUCCAGGGUGCAGAUGGCAGCCUGCUGCUCAAACGCAAGUUCAACGUGAAGCACCGUGGCCGCACCCCCGUCCGUAGCUCCUUCUGCCCCAUCAUGUCCUUCCGCCAGGGUGCCUGCGUAGUGACGGGCAGCGAGGACCAGUGCGUCAACUUCUUUGACGUGGAGCGGGCAAAGCCGCUGGUCAACAAGCUCCAGGGCCACUCGGCGGCAGUCCUCGACGUCUGCUUCAACUAUGACGAGUCGCUGCUCGCGUCCAGUGAUGCGCAGGGCAUGGUCAUCCUCUGGAAGCGAUCGUCCGCCUAAUCGGCAGUUGGGCGCGCCCUGUUGCCUGCAUACCGGUGCCUGCACUCAAAUCUCUCGCAGGUGACUAUUUCGAAGAGCGAAAGUCAAGCUGUGCAAAACCUGUACUUUUCUCAUGCAUGGAAAAUGCUAUUAGUAAUAUUGUUUGGUAAUAUUUGUAAAUGGUUGACUGCCAUUUUUUUUUUUUAAAUUUCAAUGCUACACUUUACAAAGUAGACCCUCCACCGAAUCUGCUUUGACAUUCCAGCAUUCACGACAAGACACAUUUGGCGAUUACGUAAAGAUAAUUUUUUUUUUUGUCUUUUGAGAGUGUACAGAUUUGUCGCAACCACUCCGGUGCCUAAAUUUUUGUAUGUAUAAAUGGGAGCAUGCCCUCCAAAUAAAAGAGGAAGUAAAAUUGUAA